AUGGCGGUGACUUCGAUACAGGACAGGACGUCCGAAUUCAAGGCGGUCCUCGCGCAGGCGCAAAAGCGACAAGCGUCCGGCAAGGUCGGCGCGCAGAGGAGAUCUCUCCUGACCGACUCCCAGAAGGCGGCGGCUAAUGGCACGGCGACUCCGAGGAGAUCGGAGUUUGCGAGGAGGGCGGCGGAGAUUGGGAGGGGGAUUGCUGCCACCAUGGGAAAGCUGGAGAAGCUCGCGCAGUUGGCUAAGCGAAGGACCUUGUUCGACGACAGGCCCGUCGAAGUAAACGAGCUCACAUACAUUAUCAAGCAAGAUCUCGCGUCCCUCAACAAGCAGAUUUCCGGCCUCCAGGAAAUCACCAGACACCAGCAAUCCAAGGGCAACCAGGAAGGCGAGCACAACAAGAACGUCGUGUUCCUACUGCAGGAGAAGCUCACCGACGUAUCGGUCAACUUCAAAGAUGUACUCGAGGCGCGAACCAAGAACGUCCAGGCGUCGAGGUCUCGGACAGAAAACUUUAUCUCCUCAGUCUCUCAGCACGCGCAGCCAUCCCUCCAGCAGCAAUCCGCCUCGCCGCUAUACGGAACCCCUAAAACCGGCACGCCGGCACCCGGUAUUCUACCACCGAGCCAAAGUGCGGGCAGCGCUGAUUUGCUAUCGCUAGAGCCCGUGAGCGACAGGCAGCUUCUCAUCAUGGAGGAAGGGGAGCAGCAGAACGCGUACAUACAGCAGCGAGGCCAGGCGAUCGAGGCGAUCGAAAAGACGAUUAGCGAGCUGGGCAGCAUCUUCGGACAGCUGGCGACGAUGGUGCAGGAGCAGGGUGAGAUGGUGCAGAGGAUCGACGCAAAUACGGAGGAUGUGGUGGAUAAUGUCGAGGGGGCGCAGAGGGAGCUGCUGAAGUAUUGGUCGAGGGUAUCUGGGAAUAGGUGGCUUGUUGCCAAGAUGUUUGGCGUUUUGAUGAUUUUCUUCUUACUCUGGGUAUUGAUUGCUGGUUAA
Scedosporium apiospermum is the source of this 993-nucleotide messenger RNA. Its product is annotated as Integral membrane protein sed5. The coding region runs from base 1 to 993 and encodes 330 amino acids. The record is from RefSeq and is a predicted model, not a curated record. Gene Ontology annotation, cellular component: SNARE complex; endomembrane system; Golgi membrane. Lineage: Eukaryota; Fungi; Ascomycota; Sordariomycetes; Microascales; Microascaceae. The transcript has 3 exons. Gene Ontology annotation, biological process: vesicle fusion; endoplasmic reticulum to Golgi vesicle-mediated transport; intracellular protein transport. Gene Ontology annotation, molecular function: SNARE binding; SNAP receptor activity.